This is a messenger RNA of Lineus longissimus, 887 nucleotides long. RefSeq names its product COA8 family protein Y39B6A.34, mitochondrial-like. The record is from RefSeq and is a predicted model, not a curated record. Gene Ontology annotation, biological process: intrinsic apoptotic signaling pathway. The transcript has 4 exons. The coding region runs from base 43 to 582 and encodes 179 amino acids. Gene Ontology annotation, cellular component: mitochondrion. NCBI's taxonomy places the organism in Eukaryota, Metazoa, Nemertea, Pilidiophora, Heteronemertea, Lineidae.
GCGACAUACAAAAUUCUCCACCUUAUUUCAUGAUUUUGCAAAAUGAAUGUCACAAAAUAUACACUCACACGAUUGUACUUUAGAUCUAGUUUUAUUGGAUAUAAGAGGUGUUACCUCACAUCCACCACCAAAAAAGAAGAUGGUUUAAAGAUAGACAGCAAACCUCCUAGUGAAAUCAAGUGCGACUGGAUUGGUCCUCCUGACCAACUCUCCAACAUGCGACAGAUACGUUACUACAUCCCUCCUGAUGAGACGCUCGCUGAGAAUCAACUUCGAUUACAAAGGGAGGAAACAUGGCGGUGGAAUCAUGAGUAUUGGACAAAACAUAAUCAGCAGUUCUUUGAAGAAAAAGAAGCAUUUGUUAAAGCUAAGACAGAUCUUCUUGGCCAGUAUGAUGAAGAUGAUGCUCCUCGUAAGUUAACCCCAGAGGAGAUGUCCGAGUUUUACCGAAAGUUCUUGAAUGAAAACGCCAAGAAACAUGGAAAUUAUAAUAGGGAAUGGUACAAAAAGAAUUUCUUGUUGCUCUGGCCGGCAUUCAAAGUGUUUGUGUCAAGGACAAUCAAAAAGGUGACCACUAGAUGAUACAGUUAUCUGAUAGGACUAUUUUGUGACUUGGUUACAUUCCCAACAUAAUGCUCGCAUUUUGUGGCACAGGACAAUUUGUGAGAUGGUUAGAGAAAGCUUUUCGUGACAGCUUUUGUUAAAAGCUACUGACAGGAGCAGUUUGCAUUAAAGCCUCCUGCAAUUCAGGAGUACAGGGUGACUCAAUAUUUAGAUCAUUGGGCAGUUGGCCUAACCCAUGUUAGUGCAGGAUGGUCCAGGUGACCUAGAUGUUAAACCAAGAUAUGUUACAUGUUUUCAGGACUUGUUUUACAAUAAUAAAUAAA